AAUUAUCUAUACAAUGCUCAUGGAUUGAACAUAUUUAUCCCACUUGUUUGAGGUGCGCGCCGUGCGACCUAAAUCGAGCCCAUCACCAAUCAAUGUGGCACGUGAUCUGCAGGAGCCGGGGGUCUUUGUAGGCCUGUCAUGAAAGGCGAGCUCCGCAUUCGUGCACGGUGAGGCUAAUAUCUAAGCAAGGUGUCAAGGUGGUAGACCGGGUAUUGGCCGCUGCCUGUGGAGACUUGAUCGGAUUUUAAGCUUCAGAGCACGAGGAGUAUGGAAUGCCGGUUAUGAGCCGCUGUGUGGGGCUGACUGUGUAGAACGUCGAAGCCUCUGAUUGUUUGCCGCAGAGAACAACACCUGUUUAGAGUCUCCCAAACAGAUCUUCGCAGGCAGAAGGAAGAAGCAACCAAGCAGCAUUCGUCCAUGAGAGAUGCAGAGCCAGAAGCAAGCACACCAGACUGGCUCAUGUCGGAGAGAAUCCGAGGAUCAGUUCACACCGGCCACCUGAGCCAGAAGUCUGCCCACCAUGUUCAGAUUAAAUCGGUCCUCAUAUGUCAGGGAGGACUGCGGAUGCUUUCAUCGGCAGAUGAGGAGCGAAGUCGAUUCAAAUCUGAGAGACCUAGCAUAUGAAGUUGCUUUGGCAGCUGGCCAGAAGCUGAACCACAGUGUCAGUUCCAUUCCAAGUGUGACGGGACGGAGGCGGCCAGGGCUGGAGUGACAGUGACGGGGCAGAAAUGAUAGCCGAACACGUGAUCGCUCUGUCCAGCGACCUCGAAGUCCUUACACGAAGCAAAACAAAACCGACCGAAAACGUGCCGCGGCAUCGUCGACUCAACUGCGAGCAUCAGUGGAAAUUGCGGGACAUCGCCUGCAUCGUCUGCUCCCUACCCGAGUAGUGCACGAAGAGUCCGACGCUCGAAGCCCAUCGAUUCCCUUGGGGUGCCUGGCCGAAGUAGAACGACUGAGCUCUGAUGACCUCGGCCGCCUCCCCGCCCCUCUUGCUGCCCAGCCGAGCCAUACCGCGGCCAGCGCGUGUUCCCCACAUCGAGUGGAAGCCCUCAAAAUAUCUCGACGAACCACAGCCACCGCCAAUAGACGAUGCUACGCGAAUGCAAGAACUAGAGGCCAACGCGCGACAGCUCGCGGAGGGGAAGCCCGUCAAAAAGACGAGGCCAAGGAGGACGGUCGAUUAUAACGGGGGACUUGGGCGAUGGACACUGCUGAGAAAACUCCGCCCAAAUCACGGUUAUGUGCCGUAUCUCCGACCCAGUCCUCCAUAUAUUAUUGACCUCCUCCCUCCGAAAGCAUACCCGGAUAACCCAUCUACUUCCCUGUGCACCAAAUUCGUCCAUACUUCGACCAACAAGGUCAGAUGUCCCGUCAACGUCGUCACUUGGACACCAGAAGGCCGCCGCGUGCUGACGGGGUCCACAAGUGGCGAGUUCACGCUCUGGAAUGGCCUGACGUUCAACUUCGAGACCAUCCUCCAAGCACACGACACCGCGAUCUGCACCCUCACCUUCACGCACUCGGGCGCGUAUCUUGCUUCGGCCGACAAAGCCGGGACGAUCAAAUACUUUGAGCCCAACAUGAACAACCUCGCGGCCUGGCAGGGAUCCAAUUCCCAUGAGGCGAUCCGCGGAUUGAGCUUCAGCCCGGACGACCGGCGGUUUGCGACUGCGAGUGAUGACUCGAGCGUCCGGAUCUGGGAUUUCCAGGAACGCAGGGUGGAGAGUGUUUUGACCGGGCACGGAUGGGAUGUCAAGUGUGUCGAGUGGCAUCCGACGAAAGGGCUGCUUGUGUCUGGGAGUAAAGACAAUGAUAUUAAGUUCUGGGACCCGCGCACGGGGACUGUGCUGUCGACAUUACAUCACCACAAGAACACGAUCCAAGCACUGUCCUGGUCACCGAACGGAGACGUCGUUGCUAGUGCAUCUCGAGAUCAGACUGUGCGCGUCUUCGAUAUCCGAGCGAUGAAGGAAUUCCGGACAUUCAAGGGCCACAAAAGAGACGUUUGUUCUGUGACCUGGCACCCGAUCCACCCGAUCCUCGUCUCAGGCGGAUCCGAGGGCGAGAUCUUGCACUGGGAUCUAACAGCAGCCGACACCGGCUCCUCGUUCAGCCAAACCGCGGCGCUUCCUCGGGCGACGCUGUCUCAAGCGCACGACUCGAAUGUCUGGUCCCUCCAAUUCCACCCGCUCGGACACCUGCUCGCGAGUGCAUCAAACGACUACACGACCCGCUUCUGGAGCCGCGAACGGCCGGGUGACGCGACGUCGGUGUUCUCUGGCGGCGGCGAAAAACCGCCCGAAGUUGCACCGGACCAAGGCGGGCAGGACGACGAGGACGACGAGAUGGUCCCCGGAUUUGGCGGUGGAGGCGACGGCGGCAAUGGCCCGUACUGGGGAAACAGCAACGGCUUCGACGAUGAGUCGAUUCCCGGCAUGGCUCAGGAUCGAGUUCCCCCGCCGAGACAGUACCCAGAAUACCAGCAGGACGAGUCUUGGCAUCGGAACAACAACAACGCAGACGACUGGAAUAGCCGCAAUUCUGGUGGACAUAACGGUCGUUCCAGUCGCUGGGGCCCCCGAAAUAACAACAACAACAAUCGCGGCCGGUAUUAGUCGGUCCACAGUUUGUUGUCCUCGUCUCCAAUCGAUCCGUAUUUGUCUCUAAAUUGUGUGGUACCAGAUAGUAUGCGUGUAUACAGGAGUAGUCGUGUCGAAAUUGUGGUAAAGAUACACCUGAAGGACAU
This is a messenger RNA of Mycena citricolor, 2749 nucleotides long. The record is from the annotation of a GenBank genome assembly. NCBI's taxonomy places the organism in Eukaryota, Fungi, Basidiomycota, Agaricomycetes, Agaricales, Mycenaceae.